CAUAAAAGAGAAGCUAGACGGCAGCUCGUGGUCAGAGGUCGUGGGAUCUUCCGUUGCCACGAUGGCCUCCAAACUCCUGCUUCUGCUCCUCGUGUCGGUGUGUGCCGCCGAGUUGGGCUUCAAGCCCAAGCAGCAGUGCACUUACCACUACGAGGCGAAGCAAGCCAGCGGCAUUCCGGGCCUCCGGACGCAAUGGUCGGCCAUCGGCCUGAAGAUGGACAUCGACAUCCAGGCGACGACGCCGGAUAGCCUGUACGUCCAGCUGAAGAACAUCAAGCACGGUGAGCUGCACAACGAGCUGGUGCAGCAGCCGUGGCGCGAGGGCCUGCCCAUGCCGUGGUCGGCCGUCCCGCAAUUCCAGGGUCCGCUCAGUGAGAAGUUCAAGGUGGAGAUGAACAACGGCCAGGUGCGCACCAUCGUCACGUCGCAGGGCGAGCCCACGUGGGUGGUCAACAUCAAGAAGUCGAUCGCCCAGCUGUUCCAGAUGGACCUGAAGCAGCAAAACUCCAUCGAGCUGCCGCAUCUCUCGCAGCCCGACACCUACACGGCCGGCAAGGUGGGCGAGAGGGAGCGCUUCUUCCGCGUCAUGGAGGACAGCAUCGGCGGCGAGUGCGAGACCAUGUACGAGGUGACGCCACAGCUGGCCGACAACCUACGCGCCGACGCCGGCGAGGAGCUGCGCCGGCGCGGCGUCAGCGUGCCCGAGUGGGACGCGUUCCAUCCGUUCACCGUGACCAAGACGAAGAACUACCAGAACUGCCGGACGAGGCCCAUCUGGCAGCACCUGACGCCGCCGGCCGUCUCGUGCCGCGCCGACGACUGCCACCUGACCGCGUCCAACCGCAGUGCCACCGCCUACUACGUGCUCAACGGCGAGUCGACCGACUUCACCAUCCAGUCGGUGGUGGCCGAGAGCGAGGCGCUCAUGUUUCCCUACGGCCACGAGACGGAGCAAAUCUGGACCGUCACCAACCAGACCCUGUUCCUGGACAAGUGCCAGUCGAUGACGGCCGGCAGCGGAGUGACCUUUAUGGGGGAGCUGCGGCAGCCCAAGUCCGACUCGUCGCUCCAGUUCCGCUACCCGACCGUCGACGAGCAGCCGCUGCGUCUGCCCGACCUCAAGUCGGCGCCGCAGAUGAGCACACUGAUGCCGGGCGUGCCGGCCGAGCUGGUGCUGAAGCAGCUGCCGCCCACUGAAAUCGUGCAGCGCGCCGUGCAGCUGAUCCAGAAGGUGGACAACUUCUUGAGCCAGGUGCCCGACCCGGUCACGCAGGACGUCGCCGGCUACGUCAUCGAGAUCGAGCACGCCCUCAGCUGGCUGGGCUACGAACAGCUCAAGCAGGUGCAGCAGCACAUGCAGACGCCCGGUCAGAAGGACACCUUCUACGACAUGCUGGCCGCCGUCGGCACCAACCCGGCCGUCUCGCUGCUCCUGGACAGCAUGCAGCAGUCGCUCAUCACCGACGCGCGCGCCGCCACCGUCAUCGCCACACUUCCGAUGAACAUCAAGACCCCGACCGUCGAGCUCAUCAACCAGGUGUUCCACUUGCUCACGUCGAGCAGAGUGCAGACCAAGCAGUCGCUGCGCAUGACGCUGUCGCUGUCGCUCGCCAAUGUCUUCCACCAGGUGUGCGUGCGCAACGUAAGCGUCAACUUCAGCUACGCCAGCCGGCUGUACGGCAAACCGUUCUGUUCUGACGCCAUGAAGUCGCUGAUGAUCCAGCAGAUGAUCCCCUUCCUGACGCAGCAGGCGCACCAGCGCCAGGAGCCGGAGAAGCUUGCGUACAUCCAGGCGCUGGGCAACAUCGGCCACAAGGAAGUCAUUCCCGUUCUGCAGAGCUUCUUCACCGUGGCCAACAGCCCACUGGCGGCCAGCAAGGCCAUCUACGCGCUGUACAACGUCAACGAGAAGUACCCGGAGACGAUCCGCGAGCUGGUGAUGCCCGUGUUCAACGAUCUGUCGCGGCCGACUGAGGUGCGGCUGGCGGCCGUCACCACGGUGCUCGCUUCCAACCCGCCCAUCGCCUACUGGCAGAAGGUGGCCACCAGCACCUGGUUCGAGCCGCGCAUCGCCGUCGUUGCCUUCAUCCACAGCGCCUACAGCAGCUUCGCCAACAACACCAUGGCGCAGGUGUACCCGCUGUUCGAGAUGAGCCGGCGCGCGCGCAUCACGCUGCCGCUCAUCCGGCCGCCGCCGCAGGGCAUCCGCUACAGCAACAGCUUCGGGUUCGCAGCGCGCCUUAUCUCCAAAUACCAGGUGGCCUACAUCUCGCGCACCAGCUUCAUCAGCACGCAGGACUCGGUCGUGCCCAGUGUGUUCUACGGCGAGUUCCAGAACUACAUCAACAGCGUCGUCUACAGCUCCAGCAAGUACGCCAUCAACCUCCUCAACGUGCAGAGCGUGGUGGACAGUCUGCUGUUCGGGUCGAAAACGCGCCAGUCGCCGCGCGACAUCGGCCUGAGUUCGCCGGCGCUCCGCACCAUUGAACGCGAGCUGAACAUCAAAAAGCCAGAGAGCACCGGAGACUUCCAGUACACCAUGUACAUGCGCCUGAUGGGCACCAUGGACACCUUCUUCUCGGUGGACGCCAACAAGUACCAGGAGCUGCUGCAGAAGGCGCGCAACGGCGGCUCAUACAGCGCCAAGCAGGCGCAGAAGAUAGCCUACCUCGAGGACAAGACGGUGACGUUCCCGUCGGAGAUCGGCCUGCCCGUGAUCUACAUGAAGAAGGUGCCGCUGGUGUCGUCCGUGCGCGGCGAUAUGCAGGCGGAGUGGAACUACCAGGACGGCACGUACACGGCGCACGUGAAGCGCGCUCAGCCGUUCGUCGCCUCCAAGAGCCAGGUGAUGGUGUACACGCUGAGUCCGUUCACUCUGCGAAUGCUCGGCUCGGGCGUGGAGAACAAGGUGCAGGUGUCGCUGCCCAUCACGUUCCAGGUCAAGCUGGACCAGCAGGCCGCGCAGCUGCAGAUGUCGGCGUCGCUGCUGAGCCAGCCGUCGCCGGUGAAGGUGGCGCACAUCAAGACCAUGCCGUUCACCACGGCUGUCAAGGUCAAUGACUACACGCAACUCACCACGGCGCCCGACACGAAGGAGAUCAUCGUCAGGAAGCACACCGUGCUCGAAGUGCCCUUCGGCAAGCCGUUCGGCAUCAAGGGCUCGCUGCGGCUGGUCUCCGAGACGCCCGUGAUCAGCUUCGGCACGUUCUACAACGAGUUCCUGCAGCGCAACAGCUACCCCCACUUCUGGUACCUGCCCAGCUCGACGCGGUCGCGCCACUACGACCUGAUCGUGGACACCGCCAACUCCGAGUCACAGAAGUUCGAGGCCACAUGGACGUACAUGAACCAGACACAGGUGUCUGCGCCCGGCGGCCCCAUCACCACCAUGCGCAACCCGAUCAUCGAGAGCCAGCAGCACCAGCAGAAGGUCUCGGAAGCCAUCCGCAACGUCAUGCAGAUGAUGCAGCAGAGCGGCGAGGAGACCCAGGUGGGCGCCACUAUGACGUCCACCAUCACGCAGCGCGGCGGCCGGCAGCUCCACUACAAGAGCAUGUUCUCGUGGGCCUCGGACGCCGACUGGUACACGCAGAAGCUGCAGUUCCGCGGUGAGACUCCUUCCAACAAGGUGUGCCUCAGCACCAGCCUGGCCUUCCCGGUGUUGAGCGAGGCACGCCGCGAUCUGCUCAACGGCGAGGUCAGCAUGCCGCUGUCCGGACAGCUGGGCUUCGGCUCCAGCUGCCAGGAGUCCACCGUCACCAUGACGGGCAGAGUGCAGCGCGACAGCGUGGCGCGCCAGUACGCGCAGCAGUGCUCCGAGGCGCAGCGCUGCACGCAGCACGAGCGCAGCGGCCAUCCUAACUCGGCCGACUGCCGCAUCGCCAAGGACCACGCCGCGCUCGCCAACAACUGGGAGUUCGACUUCACCAUGCACAAUCUGCCGGCCGGCUUCCGCAACGCGUCGUACGCGCUGGACUACUUCGCCAAGUACAUGUGGUGGCCGUAUAUGACCAACGACCCGUACAAGACGAACGCCCAGAACAAGAUCGUGAUGAAGGUGCAAAUCGACCCGCGCAUCAACACCGCCACCGCCCACAUCAUGAAGCCGUUCGAGACCACCAAGUUCGAGCAGGUGCUGAUGCCCUUCGACAUCCGUUACGAGCCAUACCUUGUCACCAUGCGCAAGUCCUUCGGCACGAAGGUGGUCGACUCGCUGUUUGGCGUCGACAAGUCGGUUUGCAUCGCUGAUGCCCAGGAGCUGAAGACGUACAACAACGUGACCAUCCCCGGCAAGCCAUCCACCGAGUGCUGGUCCCUGCUCACCAAGGACGCGAGCGGCGCGCAGCAGAUCGCCAUCCUCCACAAGAAGAUCGACAACUACCCGGCGGUGCGCAUCCUGGUCAACACCAGGGACAUUGAGAUCUCGCGCGGCUCCAGCAUCCAGCUGAAGGUGGACGGCCGCCCGCAGCAGAUCAGCACGGUGCGACCGCUCGUGCUGCUCUCCGACAGCCACGAGACGCUGGUGCGCCUCUCAGUUCGGCCCGACGGCACCGUCAAGGUCAGCCUGCCCCAGCACAUGGUGCAGCUCAAGCUGACCACGGAGGCCGUCCUCAUCCAGGCGUCGCACCUGGCUCACCGCGGCAAGCUGACCGGCCUGUGCGGUAACUUCGACGGCGAACGCCAGGACGAGAUGAUCGGGCCGCAGGGCUGCAAGUUCACCAAGGCCGAGCCGUUCUUCAAGACCUAUACGGUGCCGCUCGACGGCGGCUCGCAGCAGUGUCGGCCGCAGCUGGUCGACCCGCGGCGCUGCGUGCGCCCGCCCACGCCGUACAACUGGAGCAUCACCUCCAGCGGUUACCGCUCUCACUAGCUCUGACCCCCCCCCCCCCCCUCACACGGACCACCGACCCCCGCAUGAAUGCGAACACGCCAAGGGCAUCCAUCACCCACCGGUAUUAUGUAUCGGUAGUAUUAGUUAAGGGAAGAGGCAUUGCGAUGUAACCACAAAGUAUGCGUGGACAAUAAACAGUGCGUAAACAGAA
Messenger RNA from Pollicipes pollicipes, 5042 nucleotides. Its product is annotated as vitellogenin-1. The record is from RefSeq and is a predicted model, not a curated record. The transcript has 3 exons. Gene Ontology annotation, biological process: lipid transport. Gene Ontology annotation, molecular function: lipid carrier activity. Bases 62 to 4870 code for a protein of 1602 amino acids. NCBI's taxonomy places the organism in Eukaryota, Metazoa, Arthropoda, Thecostraca, Pollicipedomorpha, Pollicipedidae.